AUGGGGAAAAGCGAUAGACCAGGGUUUGUGUCACGUUUUUACGAUAUGCUUAACUCGCCGUUUUUACGGAGGGAGCGGACGCAGCCGGAGCCACCAGUGGAUCACACGGCGUUUGUCGCAGACAUAACGAAUCCACUGAGUCCUGAUACCAGUUCCAUUUCGUCGCGGCUUUUCCAGAGCAAGUCAGCCAAUCAUUUGCUUGGAGAGUUCUUCCUUGCCAAGGGUGAUGCUCCGCUUUCGCCCAUUGAAAGGGAGGGUGUUUUGAGCCUGCUGAGCAAAGGCAACAGCAAUAACUCGUCGGUGAACAGUUCGUUGGUGUUGAACAACACGGUUGACGAGUCCAGUCUUUUUGUUGAAUCUAAGCCUCCAGUUUUGAUUGAUGACUCCACGAAGUUAAAGAGCCUCAAGACUUUGCCGACGUUUUCGCCUCGGUAUGAGCCAUAUAGAAAGCACAAGGAUGCUGGUUUGAGAUCCAUCACCACCAGAAGGGUGGUCAACUACUCGGACUUACCCUCGCCAUUCAGGACGAGGAUACGGAGUCCCCUAUAUAUGAUGGAUGAUCAGGAAUCUCGCAAUGAUAUUUCAAAAAAUGUGGAGGUUGCAGAGCUUUCCAAAGUUGAGGAUACUCCAAAGAAGAGUCUCUCGAAGACUGCUACCGCACUUCAGAGUAUAUUGGACAAACAAGACAAAUUAGUGGCGAAUAAGCCGCGCACUAUAUCCACGAAGAAGCCGGUUCCGACUUUGCCGCCCAGGCCCAAGACUGGUGCUCCAGUUGCUUUCUCUACUCCAGAGCCGGAGAAGGUGAAGAAGAUUGAGGAUGUCGUAAAAACAGCGACAAAUGAGAAGGAAGAAUUUUUGUUUAAGCCUGCUGUUGAGCAUAAGACCAAACCGGAUAUAAUUUCGGUUACUCCAGACUACGGAUUCGUGUUCCCGGAGGCUCUUUCUGUUAGUCUGGCCAGUCGAAUCACGACUGUUGAAGGGGUCAAAGCAGCAGAGGCGCUGUAUGAGUUUUGA
Messenger RNA from Kuraishia capsulata CBS 1993, 1014 nucleotides. RefSeq lists its product as uncharacterized. Gene Ontology annotation, biological process: NLS-bearing protein import into nucleus; mRNA export from nucleus in response to heat stress; intracellular mRNA localization. The transcript has a single exon. Lineage: Eukaryota; Fungi; Ascomycota; Pichiomycetes; Pichiales; Pichiaceae. The coding region runs from base 1 to 1014 and encodes 337 amino acids. Gene Ontology annotation, cellular component: nuclear pore; nuclear pore nuclear basket. The record is from RefSeq and is a predicted model, not a curated record. Gene Ontology annotation, molecular function: structural constituent of nuclear pore.